AUGAACUUUGAAGGUCUCCUGCGGGAGGCCGGUGGCUUUGGCAAGUUCCAGGUCUUAACGUUGCUCCUGCUCUGCCUUUCGCGGAUCUUCCUCCCCUUGCAUUUCCUCCUGCACAACUUCCUGGCGGCCAUUCCACCUCACCACUGUGCCAUCCCGCAUCAAGACCAAUUUGCCAAUCUCACCGAGGAAGAGGUGCUCCUCAUCAGCAUCCCAAGGGAUCUGGAAGACGCUUUCAGCUCCUGUGAGAUGUUCUCUGAGCCUCAGUUUCAUCUGCUGCUUAAUUCCACCCAGGAGUCGCCCAACGCCACAUCUGUCCAGAGAUGCCAGCACGGAUGGGUCUAUGACCAGUCCCAGUUCACGGCCACAAUAGCCACCCAGUGGGACUUGGUUUGUGAGCAAAGAGGGAUGAAUCAAGCAACAGCUACUUUCUUCUUCAUCGGAGUCAUGCUUGGGGCCGUGACCUUUGGUUAUCUCUCAGACAGGUUUGGCAGGAAACGCAUGCUCCUGGUGUCGUACGUGUGCACCCUGAUCUUCGGAAUCAUGAGUUCAGCUUCCGUCACAUACACUAUGCUGGUGGUCACACGGACCCUGACAGGGAUGGCUAUCUGUGGCCUCUCCCUCAUCGUAGUGCCUCUGGGCAUGGAAUGGGUGGACAUACAACACCGUACAGUAUCUGGGAUCAUGACCAGCGUUUUCUGGAGUUUGGGGAAUAUGCUUCUUGCUCUGAUCGCCUACCUGGUGCGGGACUGGCGUUGGCUGCUGCUGGCCGUCACUCUGCCUUGUGCAGUGGGCGUUGUCUCCAUGUGGUGGGUCUCAGAAUCUGCCCGGUGGCUGUUGGCCAAAGGGAAGCUCAAGCAAGCUCAUAGAGAGUUACAACGCUGUGCUGUAAUGAAUGGGAGAAAGGAGUUUGCUACCAAGAUAAACACUGAGAUGUUGGGCAAGAUGGCAGUGGCAGAGAAGUCCGAUGGGAAUUAUUCCUACAUCACCCUUUUCCGAACAUCGAUGCUGAGAAAGAUCUCCUUUUGCAUGGGAGCUGUGUGGUUUGGAGUGGCCUUUUCCUACUACGGCAUGAGCAUGAACAUCACCGGCUUUGGCCUGGGAAUGUACAUGACCCAGUUUGUCUUUGGGAUCAUUGAGAUUCCUGCCAAGUAUAUUGUGUUUGUCGUGGUGAAUCGAUUUGGACGAAGGCAGAGCCAGGCCUGGUCCCUCAUCAUAACAGGGCUAUGUAUAGGAGCUAACAUUGUCAUCCCAGCAUCACUGGGGACGAUGCGCUCGGUGGUUGCGAUCAUGGGCAAAGGAUUCUCUGAAGCGGCUUUCACCAUGGUCUUCUUGUACACCUCAGAGCUCUACCCCACCGUCCUCAGACAGAAUGGGCAGGGAUACUGCGCCUUCAUGGGACGUCUAGGUGGAUCGGUGGCUCCUCUCAUCUUUCUCCUGGACAGCGUGUGGAAGCCUCUGCCCCAAGUGACGUACUGUGUCAUGGCAGUUCUUUGCGGCUCAACAGCCUUCUUCCUUCCCGAGACGUUAGCUGCCCAGCUUCCGGAGACCAUAGAGGAUGUGGAAAAGCAAAGCUCAAAAAGCAAGAAACGGCUGCGUGGAGAUGUGGCAGAAGUCGUUCCUCUGCAGUCGUUACAGAAGGGACCUGCUGAGUGA
Molecule: messenger RNA, 1653 nt
Organism: Elgaria multicarinata webbii
Lineage: Eukaryota; Metazoa; Chordata; Lepidosauria; Squamata; Anguidae
Product: solute carrier family 22 member 7-like
Exons: 10
Coding region: 1-1653 (550 amino acids)
Biological process (GO): transmembrane transport
Cellular component (GO): membrane
Molecular function (GO): transmembrane transporter activity
Source: RefSeq, a predicted model, not a curated record